GCGGUGGUCCACCACUCGAAAAAUAGACCAUCAUGGAGUACAGACGGCAGAACACGUUACUGAUAGCCAUCCUGCUGGUGUCUAAAGGUUUUGUUGGGCUGCAAGCGCAAGAGGAUGGCGAGGGCAACGACACAUGGGCUGAGAAAACCUGCAAGUGUGACUGUGAUGAAUCCUCUAGAAAACUGCUUUCCAAAGGUUCUUCUUCAAGUUGGGGGCAGCAGAUGGACUGCAUGCCAGAGUGUCCCUACCAUAAGCCCCUGGGUUUUGAGGCAGGAUCUGUGACUUCAGAUCAGAUGAGCUGUUCUAAUGAAGACCAGUACACAGGCUGGUUCUCCUCCUGGAUUGCAAGCAAGGCAAGACUCAACAGCCAAGGGUUUGGGUGUGCUUGGCUGUCUAAGUUCCAGGAUACCAACCAGUGGCUUCAGAUUGACCUAAAGGAGAUCAAAUCGGUUUCUGGGAUCCUGACCCAGGGACGCUGUGACUCUGAUGAGUGGGUAACCAAGUACUCUGUGCAGUACCGCACCACUGAGAAACUCAACUGGAUCUACUACAAGGACCAAACUGGAAACAACAGGGUGUUCUAUGGAAACUCUGACCGUUCUUCCACAGUCCAGAACCUGCUGCGUCCACCUAUUGUAGCCCGUUACAUCCGCAUCCUCCCUCUUGGCUGGCACACUCGCAUCGCCAUCCGCAUGGAGCUGCUACUAUGCAUGAAUAAAUGCACCUGAUCUGGAACACAUUCCAGCAAAGUCAUACCCAACUGGUUCCUGUACCGCCCCCUUUCUUGUAAUACAACAUGACAAAGUGAACAUCACUGCCCAAUCACUGCACUUGUUUCGAUUUUAUUUUAUGGUAUUUUCAAGGUGGAAAUAAUCAUUAGAAUGUGUUAUAGUUGCAUUCAUUUGUGUUGAAGAUGUUUUCCUUUUUUAAAAGAGUUUGUUAUUUUUGUCCUUUUAUUUGAUUUAUGAACAAAAAAGUUUUUUGCUUUGGCAAAUCAGAUAUCGCAUGGAGUUGUACUGAAUGUUGUUAUUGUGAGUUCUGAUGUGGUUUGUGAUGGUGUUUUAAUCCCACUGAUAUGACUAAUUCCUUUUUGUAUAUUUAUUAUGAGCCUACGUUGUUUAAUUGUGUUUGUGGCUUACCUGAAAAACAAUGGCAUUGAUUAAAGAACGUCUCUCUCUUGUG
Pimephales promelas (fathead minnow) is the source of this 1182-nucleotide messenger RNA. It is a transcript of the gene rs1a, whose product is annotated as retinoschisin 1a. Lineage: Eukaryota; Metazoa; Chordata; Actinopteri; Cypriniformes; Leuciscidae. The record is from RefSeq and is a predicted model, not a curated record.